GCAGAACCGCAAGUACGUCAACUUACUGAUCGGAGAAAAACCAGCUCGACUACAACUCGACACCGGAUCGGACAUUUCGGUCAUCAGCUAUCGUCUAUGGAAGCAACUGGGUAAGCCUCACCUUAACCCUCCGAAGGUAAGAGCAAAAGCAGCUUCUGGAGAUGUAUUCGGCCUUGAAGGUGAGUUCGAAGCCAACGUGGAAAUAAACAACAUGAUCAAGCGAGCAACAAUCCGUGUGUCAAAAGCCGAUCUGUCGUUGCUCGGGGCUGACCUUAUUCAUCUUUUCGGUUUGGCUACGAUCCCAAUGGAUAAUUUUUGUAAUCACAUCAGAACAGCGGAACCACGAUCAUGGGAGAAAAAAUUUCCGACAGUUUUUCACGGAACAGGCCUGUGCACCAAAGCGCAAAUUCAUCUACAGCUGCGACAGGAUAGCCAACCAGUAUUUCGUCCGAAACGUCCGGUCGCAUACGCGAUGGAAGAUGCCGUAAACAAGGAGCUAGAUCGGCUUGAAAAUCUGGGGAUCAUCACACCUUGUGACUUUUCGGAUUGGGCUGCACCAGUCGUUGUGGUUCGGAAAGCAAACGGUGGAAAUAGAAGAGAAGAGCCGACCCCUGCUUACCAUCAACACGCACCGAGGCCUGUAUCAUUAUAACAGGCUCCCUCCAGGCAUCAAAGUGGCGCCUGGUGCUUUCCAACAAAUAAUGGACAAAAUGCUUGGCGGUGUAAAUGGAGUGUCCGCAUAUAUGGAUGAUGUAAUCGUCGGAGGAAGAACGCAGGAAGAGCACGAUUCCGCCCUUGAAGAAACCCUGAAGCGCAUAAUGGAUUACGGGUUUACCAUUCGAAAAGAAAAGUGCGCAUUCAACAAGCCGGAAAUCCGUUACCUUGGGCACAUCAUCGACAGCCGAGGCCUGCGACCCGACCCAGCCAAGAUCGACGCCAUAAAACAGCUACCUCCUCCGAAAGACGUCACAGGUGUUCGGUCAUUCAUCGGUGCGAUAAAUUUUUAUGCCAAAUUUAUCCCAAACAUGCGCAACUUACGCUAUCCUUUGGAUAGGUUGCUACUAGACGGAAGCUCGUUUCAGUGGACAUCAGACUGCCAGAAGGUGUUCGACCAAUUCAAAGCGCUAUUAUCAUCGGAACUCUU
This is a messenger RNA of Anopheles stephensi (Asian malaria mosquito), 1144 nucleotides long. RefSeq lists its product as uncharacterized. The record is from RefSeq and is a predicted model, not a curated record. Lineage: Eukaryota; Metazoa; Arthropoda; Insecta; Diptera; Culicidae. The transcript has 2 exons. The coding region runs from base 212 to 652 and encodes 146 amino acids.